AUGCCUGAAAGUCAAGGGAAAGACAGCGAAAGCCACAUCAGCAGCAGUAGUUCCAGCACUAGCAAUUCGGUUGCUUGCUUCGGACAGUAUCAAUACACAGCAAGUGAAUAUCAAGCUAUCCAGCAUGCUCUUCGUCAGAGACUGGGUCCAGAAUAUAUCAGCAGUCGGCAAGCUGGAGGAGGACAAAAGGUCUGUUACAUUGAGGGUCACAAGGUAAUCAGUCUGGCCAAUGAGAUGUUUGGCUUCAACGGCUGGGCUCAUUCAGUCACUCAGCAGAAUGUUGAUUUUGUUGACCUCAACAACGGCAGGUUCUAUGUGGGGGUCUGUGCAUUUGUGAAAGUUCAGCUUAAGGAUGGGUCAUACCAUGAAGAUGUGGGGUAUGGAGUCAGUGAAGGCCUGAAGUCUAAGGCCUUGUCCCUAGAAAAGGCAAGAAAGGAGGCAGUAACAGAUGGACUGAAGAGGGCACUCAAGUGCUUUGGGAAUGCUCUUGGGAACUGCAUCCUAGACAAAGACUACCUACGAGCCGUGAAUAAGCUUCCACGUCAGAUACCCCCUGAGUUAGAUUUGGUCAAAGCUAAGAGAGAGGACUCUGAGCCUGAAAUAGAGAAAGCAAGAUACAAUAGCUGUUUGGAAAGGCAGAAUGCAAGAGGGAGGCAACAUUGUGAGAUGGCAUCUACUUGUAAGCCUGGUCAGACAGAGGCUGCUGUAGCAGUGGCAGAUAACAAACAGGCAAAUAGUUCCAGAAAUACCGACUCCUUAGCUAUCGAGUGUGAUGCCACUUACCAGCGGAAAUUGCGACAAAAGCAGCUACAGCAACAGUUCCGGGAACAGAUGGAGAAAAAGCAUCAGGUUCUAGUAGUUGCUCCUAGCAGCAAACAGGCAACAUCCGAUCCUCCGGUAAAGCACAGCACUCCAGCAGCAGUACAACAGGAACUAGCAAUAGAAGAGGAGUUCUUCGCAGAUGAUCCUGAACUUUGGGACAUUUCCUUGGAGACCACUGAUCUUAAGAUAAUGGGUCACAAAAUGGCAGACCCAUCAGCUGGACACCAGAUAGCUGAAACACCCCAUGGACAUCAUCAAAUGACUACUCAUAACAGGACACCUCACAGAAUGAAUUACCACAAAGCUUCUGCUAGACUUGCACAGUUGCAGCCAUCUGCUACAAUCACGAGCAACCGCAGCUGUGCCAGCGAGCAUACCCCAGAGUGCAGCCCCCACAGGAGAAGUCAAAGCUUGAAGAAAAGGAGGCUAGAACCUACGUAAGGCACCUGGUGGUAUCAUUACCUGCGUGCUGGAUUACAUCAGAAGACUCCAGUUGGCUGUUCAAAUUACGCGAGGAAGUCUCAUGCAUUAACAGAUUUUCCUGCAUAGUACAGUGAAGCAACACAGAAGAGUUUAAUACAGCCAGCAAGAACUUAAUGUACUUCUAGGUUAUUACAUGUUUCAGAUGCCUUUUUCUGUAAACAAGCAAUCAUUUGUGCUUCUGCAGCACUAGACUUACAGCUGUAUUACAAGCUGACAUUACACGUAAUUUGCCGCAAAUGGUAACAGAAUUGAUCUUUAAAAUGAGAUGCAAUUCAUAGCUUCUUUCUCCCUCAGUGUUGCAUUUCAGCACAGAGAAAAGAGAUUUUCAGUAAAAUGGGGAGAAGAGUGGGUUAUGGUCAGAUGACAAAGCCCACAAGCCGUGGUCGCCUGUUCGGUGAGGCUGAGGG
Messenger RNA from Pygoscelis adeliae (Adelie penguin), 1712 nucleotides. It is a transcript of the gene RAD52, whose product is annotated as RAD52 homolog (S. cerevisiae). Bases 1 to 1263 code for a protein of 420 amino acids. Gene Ontology annotation, biological process: double-strand break repair via single-strand annealing; mitotic recombination; DNA recombinase assembly. Gene Ontology annotation, cellular component: nucleus. Lineage: Eukaryota; Metazoa; Chordata; Aves; Sphenisciformes; Spheniscidae. The record is from RefSeq and is a predicted model, not a curated record. The transcript has 11 exons.